AUGUAUUCAGAGCCUGAGUUUAAAAAGCCGUAUGAUGAUUUUAGGGAGAGGUAUCCAUCAUGUACUAAGUAUCUUGAUAAAUCAGUCGACGUCAAAAAAUGUGCGAAGUGUCAUUUCCCCGGUGCAAGAUACAACAUAGACACCUCUAAUUGUGCGGAGUCUUUGAAUGCGCUAUUUGAUAAGGCGCGAAAGAUGUCUUUAUUGCUUAUGUUUGAUACAGUUAUUGACAAAAUAGCUGAGUGGUUCAACAGACAUAGGAAGUAUGCAGUAUUAGGACCGUCGUCUCGAAAAUGGGUUCCUUUAGUGGAGAACAAAAUCCAUGACAGAGUACCGAAAGGUACAAAACUUACAGUGACUUCGCUGAACACUUUUCAACUAGAAUACAGUGUUAUUGGAGAGGACGGGAAGACUUAUUUAGUGGAUUUACGCAACAAAACGUGCAGUUGCAGGAAGUUUGAUAUAGAUAAAUUCCCAUGUAGACAUGCAAUAAGCGUUGUCGUUAAGUGUUUAAAGCAUGAUAGACCAGUAGAGUUGAGUGACAUCUAUGAUUUCAUCUCGAGUUAUUACUUCACUAAAGUGUUGGGUUUGGCGUAUCGAAGGACUGUAUUUCCCGUCCCUCAUAUUACUGAUUGGAUGGUUCCACAGUCAGUCGCGGAUGAGUGUCCCUUACCUCCACUGGAACUCAAACAACUGAAGGAUCGCAGGGAUCUCAAGGCACUCAAGGCACUGAAAAAACUGAAGGAGCUGAAGAAACUGAAGGAGCUGAAGGAACUGAAGGAGCUGAAGGAACUGAGGGAAAUCUUUGAAAACUUUGUGAGACUUUGUGAAGACUUUGUGAAAACUUUGUGA
Raphanus sativus (radish) is the source of this 849-nucleotide messenger RNA. RefSeq lists its product as uncharacterized. The coding region runs from base 1 to 849 and encodes 282 amino acids. The record is from RefSeq and is a predicted model, not a curated record. The transcript has 2 exons. Lineage: Eukaryota; Viridiplantae; Streptophyta; Magnoliopsida; Brassicales; Brassicaceae. Gene Ontology annotation, molecular function: zinc ion binding.